This is a messenger RNA of Paramuricea clavata, 500 nucleotides long. The record is from the annotation of a GenBank genome assembly. Lineage: Eukaryota; Metazoa; Cnidaria; Anthozoa; Malacalcyonacea; Plexauridae.
GUGCUCUUAUACAAAUGUGUGAUCAAUGGCUACAAGACAUGGAUGAAGGCAAAAUAAAUGGAGUUGUUUUUCUUGAUAUAUGUAAAGCAUUUGACUCGGUGAAUCACGAGAUAUUAUUGGAGAAGCUUAAAACCCAGUUUGGAAUUCACGACAUUGAAUUAAAAUGGUUCCAAUCAUACUUAAGGAAUAGAAAGCAAGUGUGUUCUGUUAAUGAUCAAACUUUUUCUGCAAGAACAAUAAUAUGCGGAAUUCCGCAAGGAUCCAUACUUGGUCCAUUAUUGUUUUUGCUAUAUAUUAAUGAUAUGCCUGAUAUUCUAGAAAGGACAACCCCAUGUCUUUAUGCCGACGACACUCAGAUAUCUUCCUCUUCGCAUGAUUACGAUACAUUGAUUGACAAUUUGAAUAUGGACCUUUCCAGUAUUCAUAAAUGGCUUGCUAAAAACAAACUAAAAUAUCAUAGGAAAAAAAACAAAAGUCAUGUUUAUUGGAUCUACGCAUAA